CAAGCAAGACUUUAAUAUUAACCAGGAAAAGUGUCCAUGGCUACUACUACUUCAAUGUCUUCCAUGUAUGCUUCUCUUCUUUAUCUAUGCCUUCUCUUCUGUCUAGAAAAGGGCGCUUAUGCUUUUGAAGGAAGAAAAAUUGCAGAAAGCAACAAUCUUCAUACCAUUCAAGUAAGCGAUUUGCUUCCAUCAACUGCUUGCAAACAUUCUACCAAAGUUGCAGAAAACAAGGCAGCCUUCAAGGUAGUUCAUAGGCACGGGCCAUGUGCCCAACUGAUUCAAGACAAUGCAAAUGCUCCCAAUCUCGAGAAUAUCCUUGUUGAAGAUCAAUCCCGAGUGGAUUCAAUCCACUCAAAGUUUUCCAGGACCUCCGGAGACAGCAGCUAUGUGAAGCAGACAGAUGCUACUAGACUACCGGCCAAUAGGGGUGUCUCCCUUGGCACAGGCAAUUAUAUUGUCACCGUGGGACUUGGCACUCCUACAAAGGAUCUCCCGCUCAUCUUCGACACUGGAAGUGACCUUACUUGGGUACGGUGCAUGCCUGGCGUCGAUGCCUUCGACCCAACUAGGUCCUCUUCCUAUCACAACAUUUCUUGCAAAUCGGAAAUUUGCUCUUAUGUCACUUCCGCUACAGGUAACCGUCCUGGUUGUGCUUCCACAACAUGUGAGUACGGCGUCCGAUACGGUGACGGAUCAUUCACCUACGGAUUCGUGGGCAAUGAAAGGCUAAGCAUAGGAUCCGCAGACGUAUUUGACAAUAUCACCUUCGGUUGCAGCCAAAGAAGUGAAGGAUUGUUCGGAAAAGUCGGCGGCUUGAUGGGUCUUGGCCGAGCUAAGUUGUCCAUCAUCUCACAAACCGAUUCAAAAUACAAGAAGCUUUUUUCCUACUGUCUCCCAGUCUCUGGCAAAGCCGGCUUUCUCAGUUUCGGCGCCUCACAAUCAAAAUCCGCUAAAUUUAUCCCGCUAUCUUCUAAUUCCGACUUUUAUAGCCUCGACCUCGCUGGAAUUGUUGUUGGCAACCGGAGGCUUUCAAUCCCCGCAUCGGUGUUUUCUAAAGCAGGCACAAUCAUUGACUCGGGCACUGUAAUCACGCGGCUGCAGCCAAAAGCUUACUCUGCUCUCCGUUCAGCAUUCACAGAAGCAAUGUCAAAGUAUCCGAAAGCUGAGCCACUAUCAAUACUGGACACUUGCUAUGAUUUUAGCAAAUAUAAAACGAUUGAGGUGCCGAAGAUUGCGUUGUCUUUUAAUGGAGGUGAUGUGGAAAUUGAUCAAUCGGGAAUCUUCUUUGCUAAUGGGAUUUCGCAAGUGUGUUUGGCGUUCGCUGGGAAUACAGACGCGAGGGAUAUAGCGAUUUUUGGGAAUAUGCAACAACAGAAUUAUGAGGUGGUUUACGAUGUGAAUGGAGGGAAGAUCGGGUUUGCUCCUGGGGCUUGUAGUUGAUUUAAUUCCUCCAAGUCAACUCCUAUUAUGCUAAAUGCUAAUUAUUUAAGCUUAAUCACUAGUAAAUAAAGCCAAUUAUGUAUGCAGCGCAGACCCAAAAAAUGGUCAAUCAAUUGCCUAAUAUAGCUUUAGUAAAGAAAUUAAUUAUUUUAUUUUGGUAA
Molecule: messenger RNA, 1601 nt
Organism: Hevea brasiliensis (rubber tree)
Lineage: Eukaryota; Viridiplantae; Streptophyta; Magnoliopsida; Malpighiales; Euphorbiaceae
Product: aspartyl protease family protein At5g10770
Exons: 2
Coding region: 37-1440 (467 amino acids)
Biological process (GO): proteolysis
Molecular function (GO): aspartic-type endopeptidase activity
Source: RefSeq, a predicted model, not a curated record